UCUCCCUCCGCCUCCCCCUCUCGCUCCGUGGCGGCGCUCGCUUCAGACGCUGUAUAUCUCUUUCGUUUUUCCAGCCACGGAAAUCGGUGAACCGAUCUUUCUAUAGUUCGGAGAUAGGUCGCGUUUAUCUGUACUUUUACCGCGGAUGAACGUGAACCCAGUCACAAUUUAGCCUAGACAAAACAAGAAACCUUGCGGAGUGAAUCUAUUGGGACUGCUGCUGUGCAUUCGGACCACCAAGAGGAUCCUUCCUCUGCGCGAUAUUUUCCUCCUAUUUGGAGAGAAGGGUGUUAUGGGGUGUUAGUUUUCGAAGUGAAAUCUCAACAGUUGGUUUACUUUUGGUACUCAUAGCGCGUUGGUCUAGUUUGUCACACACUUCACGUCAAGUUGCUGAUAUCUAAAACAAAAGGAAACGCUAUAAAGUGCCACGAUCAAGCCCGUCUCUGUGCAAUGCCACAGUUGUCACAUCGGAGCCCAGAUGAGGAAAAAACAAAACCGUAGGCUAUAGCUUGCACUUCUACAGCACGCAUAUUUGCGCCGAUCGCAUAGUGGUAAAUCCCAUCUCACGGAUUUCUCUCCCCAUCUCAAAGGGACAAUAUCAAUAUAGGCACUGAUUUUUUGUUGUUGUUGGUGUGUGUGGUAUUUCGGUGUCAAACUGUACGCCUACUCACUGAAAGACCUUUUGCACUACCCAGCUCCGACAGAAGCGGAAGAAGACUGAGAUACGGGAUAGUAGUGUGAUUGUGUGUGUUGGUGAGCUGAGGAGAGGAGCGCUCACUUAGACCAUCUCCUGCCGUCUGGUUGUCAUGUAGGCUACCUGACCGCCUGACUGCCCUCAGCAUCCGGUUUUGUGGAACAGAAGAAGUGGUCAACGGAUCAUGACUCCACUGUUUCCUUGGUAACUAAUAUGCACUUCCGGGUCCAGACGCUCGUCCACUGAUGUUCAUCUCCCACACCUGGCAGAGAGACCACCACUCAAUACUACUACAAUACCCACAUUUCCUGUCUGCACAAAGUAAGGACUUAGGUGUUGAAGCCCUUAGGUGACUUGGACUUCCUUGUUGUACUAUUUAACUAUUUCCGCACUACUAGCCAGUUCUUAGUUUACAACUGUCACGCACAGUGAUCUUCGAGAGACAGUAGAGGCAGUGAGAGACAGUCGGCGAGUAAAGAGAGAGAAACAAUCAAACAACGACAAAAUGGCCAACAACACGGCGGACCACCCUCCGGGGAACUCUGUCGCCGAUGGCAACCAGGAGGGGGACUUUGGCAUCACGGUGAUGGACCUCCGAGAGCUGAUGGAGCUGAGGAGUGGAGAGGCCGUCACCAAGAUAGCCGACUCCUACGGAGACGUGCAGGGAGUCUGCCGCAGGCUCAAGACAUCGCCCAUUGAGGGUCUGUCUGGUAACCCAGUGGAUCUGGAGAAGCGCCACGCGGCAUUUGGGAAGAACUUCAUCCCUCCUAAAAAGCCUAAGUCCUUCCUGGCGCUGGUGUGGGAGGCCCUACAGGAUGUUACACUCAUCAUCCUUGAGAUUGCUGCUGUAAUCUCCCUGGGCCUGUCCUUCUACCACCCCCCUGGGGGAGAUAGCGAGCUGUGUGGUGAGACAGCGUCGGGAGUGGAGGAUGAGGGGGAGGCGCAGGCGGGCUGGAUCGAGGGCGCCGCCAUCUUGUUCUCCGUGGCAAUCGUUGUCUUGGUGACAGCGUUUAACGACUGGAGCAAGGAGAAGCAGUUCCGCGGGCUGCAGAACCGCAUCGAGCAGGAGCAGAAGUUCACCGUCAUCCGCAAAGGCCAGGUCAUCCAGAUCCCCGUGUCCGAACUGGUGACGGGAGACAUCGCCCAGAUCAAAUAUGGUGACCUGCUGCCAGCUGAUGGUAUCCUGAUCCAGGGCAAUGACCUGAAGAUCGAUGAGAGCUCUCUGACCGGCGAAUCAGACCAAGUCAGGAAGUCACUGGAGAAGGACCCCAUGCUGCUGUCCGGUACCCAUGUGAUGGAGGGAUCAGGCAGAAUGGUGGUGUCUGCGGUGGGUCUCAACUCCCAGACUGGAAUCAUCUUCACUCUGCUGGGGGCGGGAGACAGCGACGAGGAAAAGAAGAUCAAGAAAGGUAAAAAACAAGGACCCCCCGAAAAUCGCAACAAAGCUAAGACCCAGGACGGCAUUGCCCUGGAGAUCCAGCCCCUGAAGAGUGACGAGGCGGUUGAGUCUGAGGAGAAGGAGCCUGAGGUGGAGGUGAAACGGGUGAAGAAGGUUCAGGUCAACAAGAAGGAGAAGUCUGUGCUGCAGGGCAAACUCACCAAACUAGCCGUGCAGAUCGGGAAGGCAGGUCUGAUCAUGUCAGCUCUGACGGUUAUCAUUCUCAUCCUGUACUUCGUGAUUGACACGUUCGGGGUGCAGGGUCGCCCAUGGCUGAAGGAGUGUACCCCCAUCUAUAUCCAGUACUUUGUCAAGUUCUUCAUCAUCGGAGUCACUGUUCUGGUGGUGGCUGUACCUGAGGGGCUGCCCCUAGCUGUCACCAUCUCUCUGGCCUACUCUGUCAAGAAAAUGAUGAAGGACAAUAACCUGGUGCGUCACCUGGAUGCGUGCGAGACCAUGGGGAACGCUACCACCAUCUGCUCUGACAAGACGGGCACCCUCACCAUGAACCGUAUGACCGUGGUGCAGGCCUACUUGGGAGACACACACUACAAGAAAGUACCGGAACCUGACGUCAUCAAACCAUUCACUCUGGAAAUCAUGGUCAACAGCAUCGCCAUCAACUCAGCCUAUACUACUAAGAUUCUGUCCCCAGAGAAGGAGGGAGGUCUGCCCCGCCACGUUGGCAACAAGACGGAGUGCUCCCUAUUGGGCUUCGUGCUGGAGCUGAAGAGAGACUACCAGCCAAUCAGGGACGAGAUUCCUGAAGAGAAUCUGUACAAGGUGUACACCUUCAACUCGUCCCGUAAGAGCAUGAGCACGGUGCUGAAGAACACAGACGGUAGUGGCUUCCGCAUGUACAGCAAGGGAGCUUCCGAGAUCGUCCUACGCAAAUGUUCUCAUAUCCUGAACACGAACGGGGAGCCACGUAUCUUCAAGCCUAAGGACCGUGAUGAGAUGGUGAAGAACGUGAUUGAGCCCAUGGCCUGUGACGGUCUGAGGACAAUCUGUGUGGCCUACAGGGACUUCCCUGCCGAGGCAGGAGAACCAAACUGGGACAACGAGGCCGACAUCCUUGAUGAGCUCACCUGCAUCUGUGUGGUCGGCAUCGAGGAUCCCGUCAGACACGAGGUACCUGAUGCCAUCCUCAAGUGCCAGAAGGCCGGCAUCACCGUGCGCAUGGUUACCGGGGACAACAUCAACACUGCCCGCGCCAUAGCAACCAAGUGUGGCAUCCUGUUGCCGGGUGAGGACUUCCUGUGUCUGGAGGGCAAAGAGUUCAACCAGCUGAUCCGUAACGACCAGGGAGAGGUGGAGCAAGAGCGUCUGGAUAAGGUGUGGCCCAAGCUGCGUGUGCUGGCUCGCUCCUCUCCCACUGACAAACACACUCUGGUCAAAGGUAUCAUGGACAGCACCGUCCUCGAGACACGACAGGUGGUGGCUGUGACAGGCGAUGGAACUAACGAUGGCCCCGCCCUAAAGAAGGCUGAUGUCGGAUUUGCUAUGGGUAUUGCCGGUACAGAUGUGGCUAAGGAAGCAUCUGACAUCAUUCUGACUGACGAUAACUUCACCAGCAUCGUCAAGGCUGUGAUGUGGGGCCGCAAUGUCUACGACAGCAUCUCCAAGUUCCUCCAGUUCCAGCUCACUGUCAACGUGGUGGCCGUCAUCGUGGCCUUCACUGGCGCCUGCAUCACACAGGACUCUCCUCUGAAAGCAGUGCAGAUGUUGUGGGUUAACCUGAUCAUGGACACCCUGGCAUCCCUGGCUCUGGCCACCGAGCCCCCCACCGAGUCCUUGUUGCUGAGGAAGCCGUACGGCCGCAACAAGCCCCUGAUCUCCCGCACCAUGAUGAAGAAUAUCCUGGGUCAUGCCGUCUACCAGCUCACCAUCAUCUUCACCCUGCUGUUCGCUGGAGAGAACUUCUUUAACAUUGACAGCGGGCGUAACGCGCCUCUUCACUCACCACCGUCAGAGCACUACACCAUCGUGUUCAACGUGUUCGUCAUGAUGCAGCUGUUCAACGAGAUCAACGCCAGGAAGAUCCACGGAGAGAGGAACGUCUUCGAGGCCAUCUACCGUAACCCCAUCUUCUGUAGCGUGGUUAUGGGAACCUUCAUCCUGCAGAUUGUCAUUGUCCAGUUUGGAGGAAAGCCCUUUUCCUGCACAGCUCUGAGCAUCGACCAGUGGCUCUGGUGUGUCUUCAUUGGAGUGGGAGAGCUGCUCUGGGGACAGCUGAUCACAGCCAUCCCCACCCACCGCCUGAAGUUCCUGAAGGAGGCUGGCCACGGCACCCAUAAGGAGGAUGUUCCCGAAAACGAGAUGAACGAGGGGGAUGAUGAGAUCGACCAUGCUGAGAUGGAGCUCCGUAGGGGACAGGUCCUCUGGUUCAGGGGACUCAACCGCAUCCAGACUCAGAUGGACGUGGUCUAUACGUUCCAGACGGGUCAGGCUCCGGUCCCGGGGGCAUUGAGACGCCAGCCCUCUGUGGUCAGCCAGCACAACGACAUUAAGGUGGUCAAUGCGUUCCGUAGCUCCCUUUACCCGGGGCUAGAGAACCCAGAAUCCAGAAACUCCAUCCAUAACUUCAUGGCCCACCCUGAGUUUGUCCCCCUGUCUGAGGAGGAGGCGCAGAUCCCUGAGAGAGAGGAGUCCAGCAGCGAUGAGGUGGAUAUGGAGAUCCAGCCCAUCCCCAGCUCCUCGACUGGGAGGGGAGAAGCUCCAGACGUCAGCCAUGAGACCUCCUGCUGAUCACCUCCUCUCUUCUCCGCUCUGAUCUAUCCAUCCACCCCUGUCGGCCAGCUGGCUUCCCCCCUGCAGUUCCUCUCCUCCACCAUGAGGAGGACCAGCGGUGCGCCCCUCAGAUCCUUAGACUCAUCCAACAGAGGGUGCACCCAGAGUGGGCAAGGGGUCCCGGUGCCAGCGCCUCCCCCUCUUCACCUCUUCCCUCCACUUCCUGAACCCUACACCCACCUCUCACCUGACCACCCCCACCUUGCCAUUCUCAUCGGCUUGCACUGACUGUGUCGCGUGUGCCCUUUAAGUCUGUGCAGAAGAGUGACAUGCAGAGCAUCCAAUCACAUUGUACCCCUAACUCAUGGGUGGGAAGGACCAUUUGGGGUCCACCAAUCUGCUUCGUCGAAGGCCGUAGCCUGUCCGUCUGUCCAUCUUUGGGGUUUUAUAUCAGUUUUUUUUUUGGUUUUACCUCAGAGUAGCCUAGAACUGAAACGCAACAUGUUUAUCCUUCUGUACUAGCUUAUACUCUGCAUACGCUAACUGGCACAGAACUUUAAGAAUAUACCCAUAUGUACAUUAAUAUUGUAUGUACAUACAUGUAACUGCCAAAAUAAAGAAGACACUUAAUUAAGUGAGGGAUACAAAGUAUAUUGAAAGCAGGUGCUUCCACACAGAUGUGGUUCCUGAGCUAAUUAAGCAAUUAACAUCCCGUCAUGUAUACAAAUACCCAGUUGCCCAUUAUUUUGGCUACCGUGGUUAGAAGAAGAGGCUGAACGCUUAUGGGAGAUUCUUGAGCUGCGCCUGAGACAGCAUUUUCCACCACCAUCAACAAAACACCAAAUUAUGGAAUUUCUCGUGGAAGAAUGCUGCCGCAUCCCUCCAAUAGAGUUCAAGACACUUGGAGAAUCUAUGCCAAGUCACAUUUAAGCUGUCGUGGCAGCUCGUGGUGGCCCAACGCCCUAUUUAUGACACUUUAUGUUGGUGUUUCCUUUAUUUUGGCAGUUACCUGUAUAUAUGCUUUAUAGGCUCAACACAGCUCCCAGCUGAUUUGGAUGAUCAGACGUACAUGGCCCAUGUGAUUAACAGCAGCUUUCAGCUACAAAGUUUCUCUUCUCUAUUUCUCAAUCUGUGUUUAAAUUGUACAGCAUGUAUGCAUUUGAUCUGUUUUGAAGCAGGAUGUACUAAUGGGCUAUUCAGUUCAAUGCAGGAAACCAUGUCUUCAUUAAUUCUGAUACACUACAGCUUUUCAAUGAAUUACGUUCAAUCAUCUAAACAACUCACUUUAAUUUGGUUCUUCUGGGUCCAUUUGACAUGAUUCCAUUAUGAUUUAUCCUGUUUUUGUUGAAGGACAGUGUAAAGAAUGCUAUGAUAUUUUAACAGAAAAUUGAAUUCUCUUAAAACAACAUUUUCAAAGUAAAGCUUGCAGCAGGCUAGAGCCAGAGAGCACCACCUCUCUGUGGAGUGGUGUCAUAGCAAGACGAUGUGGAGGUAAAAAAAGGGGAAGGGGCAUCGCCCUCAUCCGAUGACCUCAUCCUUAUCUCAUCCAAUCAGAGUUCUGGUUUUCCCUAGCCCCUUGAGAGUAAGUUGCUUACGAAACUGCCUCAAUAUGGAGUAAGAUUAAGAACGUCAGAGUGAAGUGAAUGAUAUUUCACCCCCAUCUCUCGUAUGCAUGACGUAUAUUAUCCAUGUCUCAUCUGUGUUGAGUAGAAUGGGAAUUUAGAGAUGGGUUAUGUGAAACAUUAUUUGGGGUGGGGUUAGGACGUACGUAUUCCUGUGGACAAAAAUGGGUCAUUGUUUUUGCUUUAGUCUGUCUCAACAAAAAAAAUCCACCAAAAAAAUAAAAGUCCACACAAAUACAUUCUCUGUAACUUAACAAGACAAAUCUAGUCCUCGUUUUACACUGUUGACAAAGGGACGUUGGGCUUGUUCCUGUUAGCUCCGGUGUGAGUGUGUUAUGUUGUUAUCGAGCAUCACUGUGUUGGCAGCAGAGUGACACAGGGGACUAUCGAUCUCUCCCAUCAUGCCUCUGGGAGAGCCAACCGUGAGCGGCCCAGAUAUAAAUCCAAUAUCUCCCCCUCCCUCCUCACCCCGCCCCGCUCCCUCACACCCUCCCUCCUCCGGGCUGCUAGGAUAGGGACACGGCACAUCCCCACAUGUCCUCUAGGGUCAACCAACCACAGAUAAUGGCGUAACAAUAAGAGGAAUACUCUAACAAGAAGAAGAAGAAAAAAUACUCAACCAGAGAUGUGUAUGAGAGCUCCUGUAUUCAGUAGUGUAUGUUGUUGUCAGAGGUGUCAUGCCCGUAGGGGGCACAGGGGCACGUGCUCCCUCAGAUUUGUCAUGUUUAAAAUAUAUUUUUGGGGGGUCUUUUUUUCUCUCUGUAAUACUACUAGGCACCUAGCAGUUUUAUAUAACUAGCUACCAAGGAACCAUUUCAGGCUAUCAAUACAGUUAGAGUAGCUAGCUUGUCAUCCUCUUAGCUGGCAAGGUUGGUAGACUUCAGAAAAGCAAGCAAUAACUAAAUGUACUGAAUAAGACUCACAUUCCUUUCAAUAUUUUACCAGAGAUGCAGAGAAGUAUAUUUAGUUUCUUUAAAAAUAAGAACCACCAGUCAGGUGGAUACAGACAGCUCAAUUGGUAUGCUUAGAUAUUCAGAAAAAUAUACAUUUUUUUUACAUAGAAUUAAGCAUAAUGAUUAUGGCUCUAGUUUACAGGGAAAAAGCUGCUUCAGGUGUUAGAAAAAUGCUAAAUUCUCCAAUUUACGGUCGGGGGGCUUACCACCCCUCCGGACCACCCCCCAGCCAUCCUCACGUACUUUGUGCCCCCUAAGAUUUUUGGGGUGCAUGAUUCCCCUGGUCAUUGUUGUAUAUGAUGGUAGAGAGAGUGUAAACUUGGGCUGACCCCCUUUCCCGCCUCCGGCCACCAACUCUGUGACAGAGAUUGUGACGCCCUCGACAGGACGUGUGCUAUCGAUUACCAGUAAUGUACUACUGCCAUAUUUUCAACCUUAUUUUCAUAUCUAGGUUGCUUACUUCGAUAGAACCCUCUGGUGAUACGCCUUUUCUACUUACUCAGAGCCAUAUUUUCUAGGUUGUCGUUGUUGUUUUGUAUCCCAUCGUUAUUGAGGUUUCCUUUCUGUUCCCCCUGACCAAAAAAAAAAACACAAAGACAAAACAAUGUGUCACUGCCGAUACAGUAUAUAAGUCAUGGACCACUACGAUGUUUACAGAACAUAGUCAGCCUGCUCGCGCUGCACUUCACUCAACCGGCUAGUCUCCUUCAUUCCCUUGCUUUCGUGAGUCUUAGUACAUAGUUAUUGGGGAAGCUUUCUUGCAUGAUUUUCCUAGAAACUCAAUGUUUUGUUCAUUUUUUACAAUUCUUCUUCUGUAUUUUUAUAUUAAGUACUUUUUGGAAUAUAUAUAAAUAUGUAUAGGCUGAAGAGUUUUGAUGACAGUACAGACCAUGAAUAAGAUCAAUCGACAGUGUAACAUGUUUUUGCCGUUCUAUAUACAGUAUAUUUAUGCCACAUUUGUAAACCAUGCUUGGUCGUCUGAUGCUGGGGCUAACUAAAUUAAAAUAAACUGUUUACUCACUGUAGGUCAUGUGAUUGGACAUACUCUUUCAGCAAUCUAGUCUUACCGCCCCUUUCCCCUUCACUAUAUACAGUCUUAAAGAGAUAGUAUCUUAAAUUCUGCUAUUUCUUUCAAUAGCUUUAAGGGAUAGUUCGGGAUUUAGGCAAUGAGAACCUUUAUCUACAGUACUUCCCCAGAGUCCGAUGAACUCGUGGACACCGUUUUUUAUGUAUCUGCGUCCAGUAUGAAGGAAAUUAGAGGUAGUUUCGGGAGCUAAUGCUAAAGCAAUUGUGCUAACACUAGUUAGCAACUUCCUUCAAACUGCACAGAUACAUAGAUAUGGUAUCCACGAGUUCAUCUGACUCUGGGGAAGUAAAUAAAGGGCCUCAUUGUCAAAAUCCCGAACUAUCCCUUUAAAUCAAAUGUGGUCCAAUAAAAGUGAGUGAAGUGGUAGUAUACAGAACAUUGAAGAUAUGCUAAAUUAAUUGGGGGUAUAUAUAUUUUUUAAUCUCUAUAUAAAUAUAUUUGUUAAUUUUUUUCUGUUCUUUCAGACUAAUAUGACUGCGAGUUUAACUUAUUUUGUGAGAGGAUCGGUGCUCUCAGAUGCUGUUAGUCGACUUGUCAAAGAGGGCAUGAAUUUCAUCCAAAUUCGGCAUUACCCUUUUAAUUCUAAUGGCUUAGUACACUGUUUAUGGGAAGAGAGUAGAGCUGUUAAACCGGUAGUGACAUCACUUCCUGUUUUUGUCCAUAAACAGAAACUAGAUGCCUUCGAUGUGGUGUCCGUUCGACCAUUAGACAGUCUCAUUUUGGGGACACAUUUUCAAUUGGAAUCCUUUCUUUUCUUCUGACAUACUCUAUUUGGAAGACUGCACUUAUACAUUCAAUAUGUGUAAAUGUUGUCAUAGAAUGAUUUUGAACUUAACUUUCAACUCUAGGUAAUGAAAAGGGGGCAAUCAGUCAGGGAUCACCGAGCAUAGCUUUAAGAAUGUUCUGCCAAAGUCUUGCUUUGUACAAUCAUUGCUUUUUUUGUCCUUUUUAUUUUUGCACAGAUUGUUUUAAACGAUUAUUGUCAGGUGAAGGUGUUUUCCUUAUUUUCCAUUUUCCCAAAAUAGCAAAUGUUUUUGCAUGUAAACGUGGACAGAGAAUACAAAGAGCUUGAAGCGUCACUAAGAUUGUCCCUCUUCUAUUGCCAUGGCCUUGGUUCUGCUGUUGUGAUCUCUUACUGGUUGCCCUCCCAUUCCAUCCCACAGGUGAACAUAUACUCCAUCCUCUAGAAACGCCCCAAUGUUUUUGUUUGUUGUUUGUUUUUUGUUUUUACCUUGGCACAACUGUACAACAGAAGAAGACCAACAGGUCUGUAUGUCUGAGGUGGAGGGAGAACUAAAGAACGGCUAGACCGACCUGAUAAAGCCUAUGUUUGGUUUCUCUGAUGGAUAAGCCCACCGUGGCUUCUGACCAAUCUGUUCCAAGACCUGUUCCUCUUAUUGUACAGGUUUCAAUAAUGACUCAUGUAUGACAAAAUGAAAUUGCUAAGGCAUUGUGCAAUAACUGUUAACUGUAAUGGACUGCAUUGCUUCUCUAAAGCUUAUCUUUCUUAGAUAGCUUUUUUUUCUUUCGAUUUGGGGGAUUUCUUUGGGGAAGCUUCUCCGCAGUUGUAAAUAAAUAAAAAAAGAAAAAGGUUUGAAACUGGAAUAUCACAGAUUAAAGUCAUAACCCCUUAUUUUACGUAGGACGAUAUUUACCCGAACCAGUUCUUGUGUUUUAAUACAUUUUCAAUUGUAUCUAAUUGAGAAAAGACCGAAAAAAGAACUUUCUGUCAUUGAUAUGAUGCACAGUAAUAGACACUGGUGUUAUUUUUGUAUAAACAUAAUACCAUCUAUGUGGCAUGCAUGACGUAUAAACAAUUUUGUGGUUUAAAGCAGUAUGUCCGACCUGGUUGAUUGGUACUUUCGUGUUCUGUGUAGCUUAAACCACGCUGUACUAAAAGAAGAAAAAAAUACCUGCAUUUGGGGGAAAAAAGCUAAGUGUUUAAUAUGUGUUCAAUGUUCUGCAUGGUUAAGUAUGGAAUGAGACAUCCCAAACGUUGACUUGCUUUCAAAACAAAACUUGCACGUACAAACUCGUACACAUUUUGACUCCGUUUCUGUCCCCCGUGAAACAUACACUGAGAGGAUGCUGCCUUGAAGACAUGGAAUGGAUGGAUGUGUGCGUGAAUGGGACUUAAAUUCAGUUGCACAAAGAUCUGAUCAAUUAAGGGUUUUAUCUGUAGGUAGCAAGUCCCUGUUGGGUGCGUCAUCACUAGUGUUGAAUGAUUCCUACUUGGUUAUUAGCUAAGGUACUUCUUGACUGUAUCAUUGUUCAUUCCCAAUGUGUCUCACAGCAACCAUGCAGUCUACCAUCCUACUUUACCCCCCAUCUCACCACAGAGGCCUGAUGUGAUAACCAACAAAAACGCCAUGCACACAACACUGCUGUUUAUCAUGCAUAACACAAUAAUAGUUUUGCAGGUAAUAUUAGUUUUAUUUAUCCAUGAGAAAAGUCAUUACUUGGGGUUUUAUUGUUGGCAUUUAGAAAUAACAUUCCUAAAUCACUACCCCCAUGCUGAAUCUAUUUCACCACCAAAUGAGAAGUAAUUAUGAUACCACGCUGUUCACUGUUUAUUCCAUCAUCCAGCCACAGCCACGGAGAAUCACUCUUUACCAAGGUAGGCAUCUGCUCAUCAACUCAUUUCACACCUAUCACAUAAAUCGAUUUCUUCAUUGCCCUCCCUCAACUCUCUCUCCUCUCUCAUUCCAUCUCCGUCCAUCCAAGGACAGCGCUCAUCUGUCAGUGCCAAACAGCAGUCAACCUUUCUUCUAGCUGCAGCAUCGAGAUGUCUGAGAUUCUUCACUGGUUUAUUCAACAGUUCUAUCCAUUAUGGUAGUUUCUUUUUAGUUGACGCUUUGAGGCUCGUACACAAAUCGACCACCACAGUUUGUCUUUCUCCCUUUCGAUAUCUUGCUAGUUGUUUUUUUCCUAGAAAGGCUGUCGCUCUGUCGGUGAGACCUGUGUGUUUGUCUCCGUGUGUCUUGGGGCCCCAGCUUUCCAUGUUGAUAGUCCUGCACAAUCUGCCCAGACUCGCUUAGAUUACCAGGGCUCAGAUCUGUGUGUGUGUGUGCAUGCAGUCACCAAGGGCUAUGGGGCAGAGCAGAGAUGUUUCAGAGGCCAUAUGUCUCUUGUCUAGUUAAAAACACAUGGCUAACUUGCUCUUGUACCAGAGAAUAAUUUGAUCUCAGUAACAAAUGAAUGGUAUUCUGCUAGUGUCAACAGCAGCCUAGCUUGUCUCUUCUCUACUCAGUGGGUUGAGCUACUGGUCCAGAGGAGUAAAGACAUAAGAGAGAAGGAGAGCUUCUCCUCUAUUCUUCCUCUGAGUCAAUGUCGUUUACAUCACCAGUUACUGUGACCAUCACAGCUAUGCCUCGUCUUAAACACUGCUUUCAACUGGUGUCUCUCUUCAUAGCUAUGCUGUUGAAACCAGGCAGUUCCAUAGACCCAGAGAUAUUCCGAAUUUCUGUUCCCAAGGAGACCUGUCCGAGAAGGCGGCUGAUUGGCUGAUCUGAGCAUGUUGGAGUGACUGCAUUCCAUCACUCAUUCUGGUUGGCUUGGUGUGAACAUAAUUGUACAACCAUUCUCGAAGAGCACUGUCUUGUUUUGUUAUCUUGAACUGUGUUAACACUGACAGCUUUUGAAAUGUGUUUUGCUAAUUUCUCUCGCACUUUGGAUGAGCCGUUGUUUCAUCACCCUGGCCUGUGCUGACGUUAAUGCAAUCAUGACUAAUUCUGACAGGCACUCGGCGUGGUUUGGUGUUAAAGUGAAAUGCGUUUUGGCUUCAUGGUCAUGGUCCCACAGCGCUGAGAUACUGAAACAGUCAGGCCUGUUGUUUUUGAUUUGACGCAGGAGAAACAACCGCAACAUCAAAGAUAAGGGAGGAAUUAAAUUGGCUGAAAUUGUUGAUUAAAUACGUUGCUGUGGUUCCUUGAAUUGUGUGUGUGUGCGCAUAAUAAUGAAUGUGUGAAUAUGUGUGUGAGGGUUUGUAUUGAAGCUCGUUUUCUGUGGGCACGGUAACAGUCUGCAACAGUUCUUGGAGGGCCUUUUGAGCAGCACUUUUCCUCAGUGUGUGUCUCACCUGACAAACAUACAGACACAACACAUACACAUUCGCUGUACUCUCCAUAUCCCCCCUUUUGUAAAUAAGAUUCAUUAUCAUUCUAAAAUGUCACCCCUGUUUUCUUCAAACUAUGCAACAGUAUUCUACAAUUAUAAUACUAUUGUUUAGUUAUUUUCACAAUACUUCUCUUAAAGGCCCAGUGCAGUCAAAUGUGAUUUUCUUGUGUUUUAUAUAUAUUCCCACACUAUGAGGUUGGGGAGAGUGGGUUAAGUUGAGCCUAUGGGGUAAGUUGAGCAACCCUUGUGUUAAGGAAAUCAUAAACAAAAUGUAUAAUUUGACUAAAUAUUUAAGAAGGUCAUUUCGUGGAGUCUGUGAAGGAAGAAACCAUAUGGCGAAAGUGGUAAGCAAGUUAGAUCCAAAAAACAGAUUUUAGCAAAUCAAAUGAAUUCAUUGUGUCAGAGCAGCGUUUCCCAAACUAGGAGUCUUUUGAAAAUGGGGUCGCGAGAGAAACUCUGAAAAUAACCAAAACAUUAUGUCCGUAACCUCCGGUAGCCGCUAGAAGUGGUUGUAAAAAAACAGAGCCAUUUCUGUUUUCUUUGUAAUGUGUGUCUCUUUCUAAUGGUUUAAGUAUUUAGUUUCCCUCUACAAUGCCCACAAUGACUCAAUAGAACAGAGUGGACAAGACCUGGCAAUAAGUCAGGCUGUUGGAAAAAGAAAAUCAUCCACAAUACAUUAUUUUCUACACAGUAGAUCAUACAAAAGUAUUGCCUGGUGAUUUUCUGAACUUCUCAAUACCUUUCUGAUUCAUUUUAGGCACUUCAACCCAUACUUCCGUCACAAUUAAAUACUUUCAAAAAUACUUUGACUGAUUUGUAAUGGACUGUCAUAGCCCAAUUAGAAAGUUAACUUUGUCAAUUGAUUACAUUAUUUUCUUUAUAUGGUGGGGUCGCGAUUCAUUUUAAAUAUUUCAAAUGGAGUCGCGGGACAAAACCGUUUGGAAACCCCUGUGUUAGCGGUUUCAUGAUGCUUGCAUCUAAACCAAAGUAGAUCAUUUUAAGUUGUUUUAUACAUCAGUUUGGGUCUCUAAAAGCUUCAAUAUGAGGUCCUAAACCUAGCAUGAAAGUGCAUCCUUGUAGCUAUGUGGGAUAAUAUAGUCAAAAUGUGUUUGCCUUGGGGUAAGUUGAGGCAAUGGUUGAGCAACUGGCAAGUUGAGCAAAUUGAAGUGUUUUCUUCCAAGGCAUAAUGCAAGGCAUUAUCGCUGGGAUAUGAAGUAACAACAGGGUCUGGCCUUUGUUAAACGUUGUACAUUUUGAAACACUUUUCUUAGGUAUUAAGCCUUUGUUAAAAGAUGCUUUAAAAUGAUUCAAAUGCGAUUUGUGAUUGUUGAGUUGUAUUUGGGAAAUAAAGAUAGGCAUGGUUUUAGAAAGGUAGUGAUAAUAUUUAAUUUAGUACAGAAAUUUGUAGGAGGUUUAACUUAUCCCAUACCCGGGAUAAAUUGUGCCAAGAGUCCACUUUUUUGGGACAAACUACGUUUUCAAAACUGUAAUGUUUACAUUACAUUAAUUCUGACUAUUUCCAGGGAUGCACAACAUCCUGAAAUACAUGUAGAUAUCUUUGUUAGAAAGAAUACUAUUUCCUUGACAGAGUGAUGCUGAAUGUAAACAAUGGCUCAAUUUACCCGUCUCCCCUACUGUGAAAUUGUGAAAAUUAUGAUAAUGACUGUUUAGUGUAAGAGCUGUUGAAAAGACCACCUGAAAUCUUAGGAUGUUUUGGUGGGAUGGAGUUUCGGCCUGCCUGGUGAUAUCUCCAGUAAAUUAGUUAAUAGACAAAUGACAGCUAGUUUUCAGUUUUCCCCUCCUCACUCAAACCACUCCCAGACAUUCCUAGCAAAAUUGCUCUUUGCUACGAAGCUAUUUGUACUUAUUUUUGACCAUUUCAAUUGAAAACAAUCACUGUAAGGUACCUAACUGUUACCCUGAAAUGAUUUGCUAUUGAGAUAUAAAAAAAAUAAAAAAAAUAAAAAAAAACAGCUGCAUUGGACCUUUUAACGCUCUCCUCCUCUCUCCCUCUCGCUCCUCUUUCUUUUUGUCUGUGUGCUUGUUUAUGUCUCAAUGGAUGCAGUUUCCCAUAUUUCAAUUCUUUAUACUAAAAGAAAAGCCGGUGUAUUAAGUAUGUGUGUGCACGAUGUGCACGCGUCCUGAAUUUGUCUUUACUCUUUUGUAAUAUAUGAUCAUGUGGAAUGCCUUGGUCUUUAUGUCCUGUUGUUUUGAAUUUAACAGAACAAAAAAAAAUGAUAAUCAAGCAAUUGAGGUGAAAGUUAUUAUAAAUAUAUAUAUAUAAACAAAUCUAUAUACAUAAAAUAAAGCCAUUGGAAUUUGAAAUA
This is a messenger RNA of Salvelinus fontinalis (brook trout), 14967 nucleotides long. RefSeq names its product plasma membrane calcium-transporting ATPase 1-like. Gene Ontology annotation, biological process: regulation of cytosolic calcium ion concentration; calcium ion transmembrane transport. The record is from RefSeq and is a predicted model, not a curated record. Gene Ontology annotation, cellular component: intracellular membrane-bounded organelle; membrane. The coding region runs from base 1200 to 4880 and encodes 1226 amino acids. Gene Ontology annotation, molecular function: ATP binding; PDZ domain binding; P-type calcium transporter activity. NCBI's taxonomy places the organism in Eukaryota, Metazoa, Chordata, Actinopteri, Salmoniformes, Salmonidae. The transcript has 23 exons.